AUGUCGGAACUUUUCCAGGUCGUAGCAUGUGAUGGAGUUCAGGUCAGAUUGGUUAAUGGGAACAGUCGCUGCUCUGGAAGAGUGGAGGUCUAUUACAGCGGGCAGUGGGGAACUGUGUGUGAUGACAGGUGGGAUCUGAAUGAUGCUGCAGUGGUCUGUAGACAGCUGGAUUGUGGGAGUGCUGUAUCUGCUCCACAGGGUGUGCGCUUUGGCCAGGGGAGUGGAAAAAUCUGGCUGGACGACGUUGGUUGUACAGGCAAUCGCCUCCGACUGGUCAAUGGGAAUUGUAGCUGCUCUGGGAGAGUGGAGAUCUAUUACAAUGGCCAGUGGGGAACUGUGUGUGAUGACGACUGGGGUAUGAAUGAUGCUGCAGUGGUCUGUAGGCAGCUGGGCUGUGGGACUGCUGUGUCAGCUGUAGGUAGUGCCCACUUUGGCCAGGGGAGUGGAAACAUCUGGCUGGAUGAUGUUGGUUGUAAAGGCAAUGAGUCCUUCCUCACGCAGUGCUCACACCCUACAUUUGGAUCACAUAACUGCAAUCAUGAUGAAGAUGCUGGUGUUGUCUGUUCAGUGGUCCUCCUGCAGCCCAACAUCUCCUUCAGUGCUCCUGUAGAAGGAAUAAUCUGGGGUUACCAGGGAUCAGAGGUGAUGUGGGGCCAUAAUUUCACCAUCACCUGCUCCACCCCGCCACAGUACCCAGGAGGCGUCUUCCACCUGACAUUCACUGCGUCCAAUAGGACUGAGAGUCAGGCUGCUGUCAAUCACUCUGCCUCCUUCCUGUUUCCUGCUGCGGAAUUUUCUCACGAGGAGAAUUACAGUUGCGUUUAUGAGACCACAGUUUCCACCCGCAACUUCAGCUCCCCACAGAGUGAACUGCUGCCCGUAAUGGUAAGAGUGGUCCUCCUGCAGCCCAACAUCUCCUUCAGUGCUCCUGUAGAAGGAAUAAUCUGGGGUUACCAGGGAUCAGAGGUGAUGUGGGGCCAUAAUUUCACCAUCACCUGCUCCACCCCGCCACAGUACCCAGGAGGCGUCUUCCACCUGACAUUCACUGCGUCCAAUAGGACUGAGAGUCAGGUUGCUGUCAAUCACUCUGCCUCCUUCCUGUUUCCUGCUGCGGAAUUUUCUCACGAGGAGAAUUACAGUUGCGUUUAUGAGACCACAGUUUCCACCCGCAACUUCAGCUCCCCACAGAGUGAACUGCUGCCCGUAAUGGUCAGAGUGGUCCUCCUGCAGCCCAACAUCUCCUUCAGUGCUCCUGUAGGAGGAAUAAUCUGGGGUUACCAGGGAUCAGAGGUGAUGUGGGGCCAUAAUUUCACCAUCACCUGCUCCACCCCACCACAGUACCCAGGAGGCGUCUUCCACCUGACAUUCACUGCGUCCAAUAGGACUGAGAGUCAGGUUGCUGUCAAUCACUCUGCCUCCUUCCUAUUUCCUGCUGCGGAAUUUUCUCACGAGGGGAAUUACAGUUGCGUUUAUGAGACCACAGUUUCCACCCGCAACUUCAGCUCCCCACAGAGUGAACUGCUGCCCGUAAUGGUCAGAGUGGUCCUCCUGCAGCCCAACAUCUCCUUCAGUGCUCCUGUAGAAGGAAUAAUCUGGGGUUACCAGGGAUCAGAGGUGAUGUGGGGCCAUAAUUUCACCAUCACCUGCUCCACCCCACCACAGUACCCAGGAGGCGUCUUCCACCUGACAUUCACUGCGUCCAAUAGGACUGAGAGUCAGGUUGCUGUCAAUCACUCUGCCUCCUUCCUGUUUCCUGCUGUGGAAUUUUCUCACGAGGAGAAUUACAGUUGCGUUUAUGAGACCACAGUUUCCACCCGCAACUUCAGCUCCCCACAGAGUGAACUGCUGCCCGUAAUGGUCAGAGUGGUCCUCCUGCAACCCAACAUCUCCUUCAGUGCUCCUGUAGGAGGAUUAAUCUGGGGUCACCAGGGAUCAGAGGUGAUGUGGGGCCAUAAUUUCACCAUCACCUGCUCCACCCCACCACAGUACCCAAGAGGCGUCUUCCACCUGACAUUCACUGCGUCCAAUAGGACUGAGACUCAGGUUGCUGUCAAUCACUCUGCCUCCUUCCUGUUUCCUGCUGCGGAAUUUUCUCACCAGGGGAAUUACAGCUGCGUUUAUGUGACCACAGUUUCCACCCGCAACUUCAGCUCCCCACAGAGUGAACUGCUGCCCCUAAUGGUCAGAGUGGUCCUCCUGCAACCCAACAUCUCCUUCAAUGAUCCUGUAGAAGGAAUGAUCUGGGGUCACCAGGGAGCAGAGGUGAUGUGGGGCCAUAAUUUCACCAUCACCUGCUCCACCCCACCACAGUACCCAGGAGGCGUCUUCCACCUGACAUUCACUGUGUCCAAUAGGACUGAGAGUCAGGUUGCUGUCUAUCACUCUGCCUCCUUCCUGUUUCCUGUUGCGGAAUUUUCUCACCAGGGGAAUUACAGCUGCGUUUAUGAGACCACAGUUUCCACCCGCAACUUCAGCUCCCCACAGAGUGAACUGCUGCCCGUAAUGACCGGUUCUAUUUCAGUGGUCCUCCUGCAACCCAACAUCUCCUUCAGUGCUCCUGUAGAAGGAAUAAUCUGGGGUCACCAGGGAUCAGAGGUGAUGUGGGGCCAUAAUUUCACCAUCACCUGCUCCACCCCACCACAGUACCUAGGAGGCGUCUUCCACCUGACAUUCACAGGGUCCAAUAAGACUGAGAGUCAGGUUGCUGUCAAUCACUCUGCCUUCUUCCUGAUUCCUGCUGCGGAAUUUUCCCACCAGGGGAAUUACAGCUGCGUUUAUGAGACCACAGUUUCCACCCGCAACUUCAGCUCCCCACAGAGUGAACUGCUGCCCGUAAUGGUCAGAGUGGUCCUCCUGCAGCCCAACAUCUCCUUCAGUGCCCCUGUAGAAGGAAUGAUCUGGGGUCACCAGGGAUCAGAGGUGAUGUGGGGCCAUAAUUUCACCAUCACCUGCUCCACCCCACCACAGUACCCAAGAGGCGUCUUCCACCUGACAUUCACUGCGUCCAAUAGGACUGAGACUCAGGUUGCUGUCAAUCACUCUGCCUCCUUCCUGUUUCCUGCUGCGGAAUUUUCUCACCAGGGGAAUUACAGCUGCGUUUAUGAGACCACAGUUUCCACCCGCAACUUCAGCUCCCCACAGAGUGAACUGCUGCCCGUAAUGGUCAGAGUGGUCCUCCUGCAACCCAACAUCUCCUUCAAUGCUCCUGUAGAAGGAAUGAUCUGGGGUCACCAGGGAGCAGAGGUGAUGUGGGGCCAUAAUUUCACCAUCACCUGCUCCACCCCACCACAGUACCCAGGAGGCGUCUUCCACCUGACAUUCACUGCGUCCAAUAGGACUGAGAGUCAGGUUGCUGUCUAUCACUCUGCCUCCUUCCUGUUUCCUGUUGCGGAAUUUUCUCACCAGGGGAAUUACAGCUGCGUUUAUGAGACCACAGUUUCCACCCGCAACUUCAGCUCCCCACAGAGUGAACUGCUGCCCGUAAUGGUCAGAGUGGUCCUCCUGCAACCCAACAUCUCCUUCAAUGCUCCUGUAGAAGGAAUGAUCUGGGGUCACCAGGGAGCAGAGGUGAUGUGGGGCCAUAAUUUCACCAUCACCUGCUCCACCCCACCACAGUACCCAGGAGGCGUCUUCCACCUGACAUUCACUGCGUCCAAUAGGACUGAGAGUCAGGUUGCUGUCAAUCACUCUGCCUCCUUCCUGUUUCCUGCUGCGGAAUUUUCUCACGAGGAGAAUUACAGUUGCGUUUAUGAGACCACAGUUUCCACCCGCAACUUCAGCUCCCCACAGAGUGAACUGCUGCCCGUAAUGGUCAGAGUGGUCCUCCUGCAACCCAACAUCUCCUUCAAUGCUCCUGUAGAAGGAAUGAUCUGGGGUCACCAGGGAGCAGAGGUGAUGUGGGGCCAUAAUUUCACCAUCACCUGCUCCACCCCACCACAGUACCCAGGAGGCGUCUUCCACCUGACAUUCACUGCGUCCAAUAGGACUGAGAGUCAGGUUGCUGUCAAUCACUCUGCCUCCUUCCUGUUUCCUGCUGCGGAAUUUUCUCACGAGGAGAAUUACAGUUGCGUUUAUGAGACCACAGUUUCCACCCGCAACUUCAGCUCCCCACAGAGUGAACUGCUGCCCGUAAUGGUCAGAGUGGUCCUCCUGCAACCCAACAUCUCCUUCAAUGCUCCUGUAGAAGGAAUGAUCUGGGGUCACCAGGGAGCAGAGGUGAUGUGGGGCCAUAAUUUCACCAUCACCUGCUCCACCCCACCACAGUACCCAGGAGGCGUCUUCCACCUGACAUUCACUGCGUCCAAUAGGACUGAGAGUCAGGUUGCUGUCUAUCACUCUGCCUCCUUCCUGUUUCCUGUUGCGGAAUUUUCUCACCAGGGGAAUUACAGCUGCGUUUAUGAGACCACAGUUUCCACCCGCAACUUCAGCUCCCCACAGAGUGAACUGCUGCCCGUAAUGGUCAGAGUGGUCCUCCUGCAACCCAACAUCUCCUUCAGUGCUCCUGUAGGAGGAUUAAUCUGGGGUCACCAGGGAUCAGAGGUGAUGUGGGGCCAUAAUUUCACCAUCACCUGCUCCACCCCACCACAGUACCCAGGAGGCGUCUUCCACCUGACAUUCACUGUGUCCAAUAGGACUGAGAGUCAGGUUGCUGUCUAUCACUCUGCCUCCUUCCUGUUUCCUGCUGCGGAAUUUUCCCACCAGGAGAAUUACAGCUGCGUUUAUGAGACCACAGUUUCCACCCGCAACUUCAGCUCCCCACAGAGUGAACUGCUGCCCGUAAUGGUCAGAGUGAACCUGCCACAGCCACGCAUCUCCCUCAGUGCCAGAGAGGUUACCUGGGGUCACAGUGUUGACAUCACCUGCUCCAUCACUACAGUGCACUCUGGUGGCACAUUUGUCCUGCAGAAGGUCUCAGGGUCCUACAGAGAUACAAAAAGUUCCAGUUCCAAUUCUGCCACCUUCACCAUUACUGCAGCGAACUUUAUUCAUGAAGGGGCUUACCGCUGUCAGUAUCAGUUAAGAGCACUGGAACGCCUCUUCACCUCUCCCAACAGUGACUCUAAGGUCUCAGGCUCACUCACAGAGACAAGGAACGCCAGCCCCAACUCGGCCACCUUCACCUUUCCUGCAGUUGACUUUGUUCACCAUGGGGCAUACAACUGUCAGUAUAAGACGAGGGUUUCUGAUCGCCCCUUCAGCUCUCCUCAAAGUGAUUCUAAGGUCUCAGGGUCCUACAGAGACACAAAAAGUUCCAGUUCCAAUUCUGCCACCUUCACCAUUACUGCAGCGAACUUUAUUCAUGAAGGGGCUUACCGCUGUCAGUAUCAGUUAAGAGCACUGGAACGCCUCUUCACCUCUCCCAACAGUGACUCUAAGGUCUCAGGCUCACUCACAGAGACAAGGAACGCCAGCCCCAACUCGGCCACCUUCACCUUUCCUGCGGUUGACUUUGUUCACCAUGGGGCGUACAACUGUCAGUAUAAGACAAGGAAGGUCUCAGGGUCCUACAGAGACACAAAAAGUUCCAGUUCCAUUUCUGCCACCUUCACCAUUACUGCAGCGAACUUUAUCCAUGAAGGGGCUUACCGCUGUCAGUAUCAGUUAAGAGCCCUGGAACGCCUCUUCACCUCUCCCAACAGUGACUCAAAGGUCUCAGGCUCACUCACAGAGACAAGGAACGCCAGCCCCAACUCGGCCACCUUCACCUUUCCUGCGGUUGACUUUGUUCACCAUGGGGCAUACAACUGUCAGUAUAAGACAAGGAAGGUCUCAGGGUCCUACAGAGACACAAAAAGUUCCAGUUCCAUUUCUGCCACCUUCACCAUUACUGCAGCGAACUUUAUCCAUGAAGGGGCUUACCGCUGUCAGUAUCAGUUAAGAGCCCUGGAACGCCUCUUCACCUCUCCCAACAGUGACUCAGUUAGUUUCUCUGUUACAGUGAGCCUACCAAAGCCAAGCAUCUCUGUCAGUACCAGAGAGGUUACCUGGGGUGGCAGUGUUGCCAUCACCUGCUCCAUCAGUACAGUGCACUCUGGUGGUACAUUUGUCCUACAGAAGGUCUCAGGCUCACUCACAGAGACAAGGAACGCCAGCCCCAACUCGGCCACCUUCACCUUUCCUGCGGUUGACUUUGUUCACCAUGGGGCAUACAACUGUCAGUAUAAGACAAGGAAGGUCUCAGGGUCCUACAGAGACACAAAAAGUUCCAGUUCCAUUUCUGCCACCUUCACCAUUACUGCAGCGAACUUUAUCCAUGAAGGGGCUUACCGCUGUCAGUAUCAGUUAAGAGCCCUGGAACGCCUCUUCACCUCUCCCAACAGUGACUCAAAGGUCUCAGGCUCACUCACAGAGACAAGGAACGCCAGCCCCAACUCGGCCACCUUCACCUUUCCUGCGGUUGACUUUGUUCACCAUGGGGCAUACAACUGUCAGUAUAAGACAAGGAAGGUCUCAGGGUCCUACAGAGACACAAAAAGUUCCAGUUCCAAUUCUGCCACCUUCACCAUUACUGCAGCGAACUUUAUCCAUGAAGGGGCUUACCGCUGUCAGUAUCAGUUAAGAGCACUGGAACGCCUCUUCACCUCUCCCAACAGUGACUCUGUUAGUUUCUCUGUUACAGUGAGCCUACCAAAGCCAAGCAUCUCUGUCAGUGCCAGAGAGGUUACCUGGGGUGGCAGUAUUGCCAUCACCUGCUCCAUCAGUACAGUGCACUCUAGUGGUACAUUUGUCCUGCAGAAGGUCUCAGGCUCACUCACAGAGACAAGGAACGCCAGCCCCAACUCGGCCACCUUCACCUUUCCUGCGGUUGACUUUGUUCACCAUGGGGCGUACAACUGUCAGUAUAAGACAAGGAAGGUCUCAGGGUCCUACAGAGACACAAAAAGUUCCAGUUCCAAUUCUGCCACCUUCACCAUUACUGCAGCGAACUUUAUUCAUGAAGGGGCUUACCGCUGUCAGUAUCAGUUAAGAGCACUGGAACGCCUCUUCACCUCUCCCAACAGUGACUCUGUUAGUUUCUCUGUUACAGUGAGCCUACCAAAGCCAAGCAUCUCUGUCAGUACCAGAGAGGUUACCUGGGGUGGCAGUGUUGCCAUCACCUGCUCCAUCAGUACUGUGCACUCUGGUGGUACAUUUGUCCUGCAGAAACUCUCAGGGUCACUCACAGAGACAAGGAACGCCAGCCCCAACUCUGCCACCUUCACCUUUCCUGCAGUUGACUUUGUUCACCAUGGGGCAUACAACUGUCAGUAUAAGACAAGGGUAUCUGAUCGGCCCUUCAGCUCUCCUCACAGUGAUUCUGUCAGUUUCUCUGUCAUAGUGGUCCUCCUGCAACCCAACAUCUCCCUCAGUGAUCCUGCAGGAGGAAUGAUCUGGGGUCACCAGGAGCGAGAGGUGGUCAGAGGCAGCAGUUACACCAUCACCUGCUCCACCCCACCGCAGUACCCAGGAGGCGUCUUCCACUUGACAUUCACAGGGUCCAGUAGCACUGAGACUCAGGCUGCUGUCAAUCACUCUGCCUCCUUCCUGUUUCCCGCUGCGGAAUUUUCCCACCAGGGGAAUUACAGCUGCGUUUAUGAGACCACAGUUUCCACCCGCAACUUCAGCUCCCCACAGAGUGAACUGCUGCCCCUAAUGGUCAGAGGGGCCAUGAACACUUACUCCAACAGAGAGGAAGCCAUUGGGGAGACACAACAAGACAUCUAUGCCAAUACCUAG
Megalops cyprinoides (Indo-Pacific tarpon) is the source of this 7716-nucleotide messenger RNA. RefSeq lists its product as uncharacterized. The transcript has 32 exons. Gene Ontology annotation, cellular component: membrane. Bases 1 to 7716 code for a protein of 2571 amino acids. NCBI's taxonomy places the organism in Eukaryota, Metazoa, Chordata, Actinopteri, Elopiformes, Megalopidae. The record is from RefSeq and is a predicted model, not a curated record.